AUGGAUUCCAACCAAGAGGAGGGCCAGGGCUCAGGAAAGGGCAAAGGAAAGGGUCGUAGUACCAGGAGCAAAGGCACCGAUCAGAAUGACCAUUCACUCUCGGUCGAUUCAGGGUCCGCACUCGACCAACACCAUGCCUCGUCCACCACAGACAGGAACCCACUUUUGACGCGCCUCAGCCAGAACUCGGCCGAGCGGGCACACAUUGCCGCGUUCGGAACCCAGCUUGGACCCGAGGGUAUGCAGGCUCCACAGGUGAUUGGAGACUUUGUAGGAAUCAGCAGCAGCAGCAGCAGCAGCAGCAUCAACAUCAGCAGUAGCACCGGCAGGAACGGAGGAGCUGCUGCUGCUGUCGCCAUCAGCACCAGCAGUAGUACCAUUGGAGUUGCGGGCCACUCCAACGUGGAUUUGCAUGAGGUUUUGGAGAGUAUCCGAAUCGAGGGCGAAGACGAGGAAUUUAACGAGCUAGAUGCUGAGGAUGAUGGCGAAGAUGAAGAUAUGACUGGUUGGUCGACACAGACGGGACCAGAGGGUAUGAGUGCCGCCAUGCGUGCUGAGGCAUUGUCAGCAAUAUCCGCCGUGGAUCCACAGCAACUCAUAGGCGCAGCAGGCGAGGGGUCACCAUGGGGCGCGCUGGAGGGAUUCGAACAAGGCAUGGUGGACGACGACGAUGAGUUGGACGAAAACGACCCAGCGCUUGAGGAGCUUGGACUUUCACUCGCUCCCAGGACGCAGAAAGAAAAGAGACGAAUGAAACGAAAGGGCGAAGUCAUCUAUCCACCCGAGAUUCAAAAGCUGCUGGGCAUGGCAAACCACGCAUAUGUCAGCAAGGACUACAAACUGGCCGUUGAUCUAUUCCAACAGGUCAUUGUCACCCACCCCAGCGUCUUUCAAGCAUGGAAUAUCAUGGGAGUUAUCCAGGAGGAAUUAGGAAAUACUGAAAAGGCGCUGCAGCUGUACCUCGUCGCUGCCCAUUUGACCCCAAAGGAUGGAGCACUCUGGAAAAAACUAGCUGUCAUAUCCAAAAACUGUGGCUAUGACCAGCAAGCGCUCUACUGUUUCUCACGAGCAUACAGGGCUGACAAGCACGACAUGGAUGCGCUCUGGGAUCGCUCUGUGAUGUACCAAAUUUUGGACCAGCCUAACAAAGCCAUCCAGGGCUUCCAGAAGCUCCUCAAGGUCAAGCCGCAUUAUAUGCCCGCGCUGGAGGAACUGGUCAAGAUCUACAGUUCACUUGAACAGGAUAAUAAGCGUUAUCGGGAGAAUAUGCACCAAGCUAUGGUCGACUAUGAGGCAGCAUACCUACAUUAUUCCUCGCUUCCGGAUCGGUUUUCAAACCCCAACGGAGACCCAUUCGACAUCACGGACGAGGACGAUCAGGCGGAGCAACAGAAUGAACCAUUUGGAUACUCGGCCCUUAAUAUGCUGAGCGAGCUCUACAUCAUGUUUGAGGAGUACGAAAAGCCCAUUACGAUGAUUAAGACUUGGUCUAGACGGUUACAGCGGCGAUCGCAUCAGACGUGGUGGGAUGACUACAAGGAUGACCGCGAGUUUGACACGGAUCCGGACGAUGAGGAUCUUCAGGCAUCUCUAGGAGAAAACCGGACGAGAGGACUUCCUGUUGAUCUUCGAGUCAAGCUUGGUAUCUGCCGCUUGAUGAUGGAAGAAGUCAAGGAAGCAAAGGCCCAAUUCAGGUACCUGUGGAAGUGCAGUGUCGAGGAUUUCCCAGAUUUGUACGAGGAGAUUGCAGAGCUUUACGUCAGCAAACAGAUGUGGAAGGAAGGCUACAACGUUAUCCGCGCCAUGCUGCAGUUUGACGAGAUGGAUAUCCUCAAGAAUUGGGUCAUGGCUGGAGAAUGUCUUCGACAUAUGGACCAGCUGAAAGACGCAAAGGACUAUCUGGAACAGGCUCACCGUGCCGAUCCCUCCAGCGUGGAUGUCAGUAUGAUUCUCGCAGAGGUGUAUGAAGAGAUGGGGAACCUUCCACAGGCCUUGACGCUCGUCAACUAUGUACGGCAAGCCAACGCGGAGAAGCAGGCCCUAGCAGAGAGACGGCGUAGAGAAUUUCGGCUAGCCAAGGGGAAGGAAGGCUUCAAAGGUAUCCAACCAGUGCAGCCGUAUCUGGACACAGAGUAUGCGCUAGACCCACGAUAUCGAUCAAUUAUACCCCAUGCAUGGUUGAAUAGGCCGGGUGGCCGUUGGAAGCCUGGUUCGGAAGCUGCGCGAGCCCUUGAGCGUAUUCAGGAGGCUAGUCGAAGCAGAGCUGCAGCUGAGCGAUACAGUAGCGCAGACAGGGAGCGCGAUAUCCAGUUGCUGAAGAGCAUGCGUGAACUGGAGCGUGCUGAAAGGCUGGCGGCAAAGGAGAACGAGGCGCAGGAGCUACGGGAUGUAAUCGAAAAGUUCAACCAGCUCGAGAUCAUCUUCCAGCGGAUCGACCAGAAGGAGAAAUCUAGGGUCUGGGAUAAUAGGCGAGAGGCCGUCAAGAUGACUCGAGAGGACAGGACCCAGUACAUCCAGGUGGCUAGGGAUCUGAUCAACGUCUUCAGGAGCAAUCGCGGGUUCUUUCCGAAACAGAGGACAAAGCCAUAUCUUGGUGUCGAGUCGCGCUCGUGGAGAUUCAGGAAGCAUGCAAGCGAUAUUGACGCUGUGCUGUCGGAGCAAGUCUCGGAAAUGUCGGAGCGUUUGGGCCGGGCGAUGGGCGUCACUCCACCCAAGUCAAGCGCAGAAGAAGCCAUUGAGAACUCUGGAAUCGUACCCCCGACAACGUACAAGGAUGUCUCGUUCGAUGCAUGGUACAUGCUCGUCAUUCGGCAGGCGGUCUAUUUGACGUACGAGGAUCGUUACGCAGAAGCAGCCGAGCUCUUGAUGGUGAUGUUCAGCGCAAACGUCUUUUACAUCAAUCCUCGUCGGCGAUCAGGCAUCAUGCUUGUCCUGCUUGCGUGUGCUAUGUGGGCUGGCGAUGCUGCUGCGGUGUUGAAUGCUGGACGCUACCUGGCCAAUUUCGGUGGCAGUCGUCCGUUCCCGAUCAAGAUAUACCAAGCGGUCUUCACAACUGGGCCCCGUAACCACCAGAAGUACGGAGCUUGGGUCCAGAACGUCACGUACAAGUACUUGAAGCGACAAAUCGGCAGGAUGCGUACGGCUAUCGGCAAGGCUUCGCAGAGGAUGAUGCGCAAGGUUCGCAAACCUGUCCGUAAACCUCGGGUUGGGGGAAAAAAGAGGAGCUACAGGAAGGUCUUUCAGCUCAUGCCGGCCUCGCAAGGCUCCCCAAACAAGAAGCGCAAGAGUGAUGUCCUACCAAGCAGGAGCUCGGCGCUCGCAACAUUACCAUGGAAGACAUUUAGCUCCUUCCCUCAGCUCAACACUCCAGGCGAAUCUGAGAACACCGACAUCAGAAUCGAACAGGGUGUAGAUGAUCAGCCAGAGACGUCAACAGCUCUUUCGGAACAGCGGAUGAUGUUCGACUUCACGAUUAGCUUGCCUGAGAAUAGCUCACGGAGGUUACGUGCAAAGGACUUGUUUGCAGAGAAGGAGCUUCAAUCUCAAGUAGUUUCAGAGCAAGCAGACGGCAUAGCUGUCGAGGAGUCAGCGUCGACGACGCCACGGAAAAAGAGGCUGCUGGAAGAUGAUGCUGCUGGCGGUUCGGGGCAAGUUGAGGCUGUGGGUGGCCAGGAUGACCAGGACGAAGCUGGACAGGACGAGGAAUUUGAUGAUGACGACGAUUACGAUGUUGGCGACGAGGCAUAUAAGACUGAAGAAGAGGAGGAGGAGUCUGACGCAGACGAUUUCGGCGACGGAGAAUGGGAUCAAGACGGCUCUGGUUUCCCCAAGUCCAGAGCCAAGAUAUUUGGAAAGGUCAGCCGGCGCAAUAUCUCGAACGCUGACGACGACGAGGACGAUGGCGAUGACGACGACGGAGGUGAAGUCGGCGGCAGCGUUGUCCGAAGAGCAUUGGCUGGUCGCCGCCGAUCUGCCGGUCAAAAGGGAACUGAGAGCGCCCUUUCAAGGACUGAUGAAGACAUGGACGCCAUAGGGAGCAAGAGACAGGGAAGGGCGCAUUUCACGAGGGAGAUGUACAAGAAGUUCAAUAUCGGGAUGGUCAUGUUCUUUGGACAUGUACUGGCCCAGUCGCGAUCCCACGUUGGCAGUGCGGCUCAAUUUGCCGAGUGCAUGGACUACGCGCCCUAUAACCCCAUGAUCCACCUGUACCUUGGGAUCCAGUUCCUGAACUUGGCGAUGCAACGCACAACACCGAAUCGGCAGAUGACCUUGGCCCAGGGAUUGUUGUUUUUGCAGAACUACUAUCGCCUACGCAAGGAAGGAUAUGGCACGCUGAUGUUUUCGGAACGGGAGAAGGAGAACAAAGCCAAGGGUAUACCAAGCCCACCACCGCCCAUCAAGCCCGUCCGCUCAAUCAUUGGUGUCCAGGACGAAGAACCCGAUUGGACCGCACAGGCUACCAAGGCCUCCAUGGAGGCCAUUUCAUCCGAUACCUCGCCUACGACGUCUGCUCAAUCGAUAGCAGCACAGAAAACAGCAGCACCUUCGAAAGUCCCACCAACUUUAGGAGCACCGACUACAACGACGUCUUCAUCCUCAUCCUCAGAGAGUAAUUCUGCCCCACCAGAGAACCCACCGCUGAGGCAAUGUCAGCAAGAGGCAGAGUUCAAUUUCGCGCGCGCGUUCCAUCAGAUGGGCCAGAACCAGCUUGCGAUGAUCCACUAUCGAAGGGUGCUCGAGUUGCCCUCGUGGCGGGUUGUCGAGCGCGAACAGCAGGUGUUGCGCAAGAAACAGCAGGACGAGGAGAAGGAGAUGAGGCGGAAGGCACGUGCGGAGGGUCGUGCUCAUGCGCUGGAGAGGAAGAUGAGGCGUGCACAGGAGAGUCGCGAUCGUAAGGAAGCCAGGCGGAUCCAGAUGGAGGUGGCCAAGGCUUUGGGGACGACAGACGUGAGCGAAGUAGUCGGCGGUGAAGAUGGAGAAGAUGAUGAAGAGGAUGAGGAGGAUAUGGAUGGAGAAGAAGAAGAAGAAGAAGAAAAAGAAAAAGGAGGGGAGGACGGUGUGGGCGAGGAGGAAGAAGGGGAGAAGAAGAACGCAUCGGAAAACAAAGUACCAAGUCGGAUUCAAUUGCGGGACUCUGAAGAGGACGAUCCCACGGAUUUGAAGCGUGAGGCGGCCUUUAAUUUGGCAAAAAUCUACCUGCAGAGCGGUGCUGUGGGCGAAGCGCAGCUUUUGAUGCGCAAAUAUUGUACAAUCUAG
Molecule: messenger RNA, 5256 nt
Organism: Gamsiella multidivaricata
Lineage: Eukaryota; Fungi; Mortierellomycota; Mortierellomycetes; Mortierellales; Mortierellaceae
Exons: 8
Coding region: 1-5256 (1751 amino acids)
Biological process (GO): transcription by RNA polymerase III
Cellular component (GO): transcription factor TFIIIC complex
Molecular function (GO): protein binding
Source: RefSeq, a predicted model, not a curated record